UCAAAAAGACGAAUUGCAGUUUUGACAUCAUCUUGUAAAGAUUUGCUGGAGAUGUAUACGUUCAAAGUAUAUUUACUCGUAUUUCUAAUUCAAUGUUCCGAAGCGUCGUCAUCUUUAGAUCACGGUAUCUUCAAGGAAGAAUAUCUAAAUCCAAAGAGUGUGGACCACACAAAGUCUUCAGGACGGUGGUAUGCACACAUGGACACGUUGAAUAACACUCUCAGAGGCAACACUUUUGCAGAUGUUGUGGCACCUUGUGAUCAAGAAAAAGUAGUGGAAAUCAUGUACCGUUGGAUUUCGUCCCUGGAAGAAUGUCGUACCACGGCCAUAUCAUUUCAAUUAAAAAAACCUGAUGCACCCGAAGGCGUAGUCACCCGGAUGUCCACACAUGAGAUGUUAGGAAAGAUGAGAGUUCUGUACCUUGAUCCCCACCCUACCCAGGGAUUUUCCGUCGUACGCAGAGAGACACAUCUUCCUGACAGUUACUUCAUAUCUACUCGUCAGAGGGAUCCCCGUAACCUGGACAACGCUAUUAAGGAGGUUCUACAGGCUCUUCGUCUGGAUAUCGGGUACUUCUACGUCAAAUCAAAGGACUUCGGUUGUGAAAGGAGGGAAGAGAAAGGAAUUAAGCUGUAAAAAAUUAAUAAAAAUAAAUUUAGUUUGAGUCUACGGAAGCGUUCAUGUUUUUUGUUCUUGUAGCA
Ostrea edulis (European flat oyster) is the source of this 701-nucleotide messenger RNA. RefSeq lists its product as uncharacterized. NCBI's taxonomy places the organism in Eukaryota, Metazoa, Mollusca, Bivalvia, Ostreida, Ostreidae. The coding region runs from base 52 to 636 and encodes 194 amino acids. The transcript is spliced from 5 exons. The record is from RefSeq and is a predicted model, not a curated record.